Neomonachus schauinslandi (Hawaiian monk seal) is the source of this 2725-nucleotide messenger RNA. RefSeq names its product solute carrier family 1 member 5 (gene SLC1A5). Lineage: Eukaryota; Metazoa; Chordata; Mammalia; Carnivora; Phocidae. Gene Ontology annotation, cellular component: plasma membrane. Gene Ontology annotation, molecular function: neutral L-amino acid transmembrane transporter activity; symporter activity; L-aspartate transmembrane transporter activity. Gene Ontology annotation, biological process: L-aspartate import across plasma membrane. The transcript is spliced from 8 exons. The record is from RefSeq and is a predicted model, not a curated record. Bases 142 to 1755 code for a protein of 537 amino acids.
UCCCAACUCCGGGGAACCUUCCAAAGUUCCAGCCUCCAGGCUGUGUUACAAAACUCUCCGUUCUAAGGAACGUCGGCGUCCCGGGAAGGAGACCCAAGCGCGCCCAGCUUCCAGGCGCUAAGGAACUCCGGGGCGUUCAUCAUGGUGGCCGAUCCGCCUCGGGGAGACCCCAAGGCUGAGCCCACCGCGAACGGUGCCCCGACGUUGGUCCCUAUGGAGGACCCCGGCGCAACAGGAGGCGGAUGCGGCGGUUCCCGGGACCGGGUGCGCCGCUGCCUUCGCGCCAACCUGCUGGUGCUGCUGACCGUGGUGGCCGUCGUGGCAGGCGUGGCGCUGGGUCUGGGGGUCUCGGGGGCCGGCGGCGCGCUAGCUCUGGGCCCCGCGCGCCUGGCUGCCUUCGCCUUCCCCGGCGAGCUGCUGCUGCGCCUGCUGAAGAUGAUCAUCUUGCCGCUGGUGGUGUGCAGCCUGAUCGGCGGCGCCGCCAGCCUGGACUCGAGCGCGCUCGGCCGCCUGGGCGCCUGGGCGCUGCUCUUUUUCCUGGUCACCACGCUGCUGGCGUCCGCGCUCGGCGUGGGCUUGGCGCUGGCCCUGCAGCCGGGCGCCGCCUUCGCCGCCAUCAACGCCUCGGUCGGGACCUCGGGCGCCGCGGAAGAGGCCCCCAGCAAGGAAGUCCUGGAUUCGUUCCUGGAUCUUGUGAGAAAUAUCUUCCCCUCCAACCUGGUGUCCGCGGCCUUCCGCUCAUACAGUACCUCCUAUGAAAACAGAUGGAUCAAUGGAACCAAGGUGAAGGUGCCCAUUGGCGAUGAGGUGGAGAGUAUGAACAUCCUGGGCCUGGUGGUAUUUGCCAUUGUCUUUGGUGUGGCCCUGCGGAAGCUGGGGCCUGAGGGAGAGCUGCUCAUCCGCUUCUUCAACUCCUUUAAUGACGCCACCAUGGUGCUGGUCUCCUGGAUCAUGUGGUAUGCCCCUGUGGGCAUCUUGUUCCUGGUGGCUGGCAAGAUCGUGGAGAUGGAGGACGUGGGGAUGCUCUUCGCCAGUCUCGGCAAAUACAUCCUGUGUUGUCUGCUGGGCCAUGCCAUCCAUGGGCUCCUGGUGCUGCCUCUCAUCUAUUUCCUCUUCACCCGCAAAAACCCCUACCGCUUCUUGUGGGGCAUCAUGACAGCGCUGGCCACUGCCUUCGGGACCUCUUCUAGCUCCGCUACGCUGCCCCUAAUGAUGAAGUGCGUGGAGGAGAGGAAUGGCGUCACCAAGCACAUCAGCCGCUUCAUCCUACCCAUCGGUGCCACGGUCAACAUGGAUGGUGCGGCGCUCUUCCAGUGUGUGGCCGCGGUGUUCAUUGCACAGCUCAACCAGCGAUCCCUGGACUUUGUGAAGAUCAUCACCAUCCUGGUCACCGCCACGGCGUCCAGUGUGGGUGCCGCGGGCAUUCCCGCUGGAGGCGUCCUCACCCUGGCCAUCAUCCUGGAGGCAGUCAACCUGCCAGUUCGGGACAUCUCCUUGAUCCUGGCUGUGGACUGGCUGGUGGACCGGUCCUGUACCGUUCUCAACGUGGAAGGUGAUGCCUUUGGGGCGGGACUCCUCCAAAAUUACGUGGAUCGCUCAGAGUUGCAGAGCUCGGUGCCAGAGUUGAUCCAAGUGAAGAGCGAGAUGCCCCUGUCUCCCCUGCACGUCCCUACAGAGGAGGGGAACCCCCUCCUCAAACGCUGUCCCGGACCUGCGGGGGAUGCGGGCCACUGCGAGAAGGAAUCAGUUAUGUAAACCCCAUAGGGACGUUCCCUGCCCUGAUGGGGCCACUGUGGACAUUGGGAUCAUGAAGUGGGGCUCUGGAGGCCCUGCCUGCACACUCGGGGGACCCAGGGGCCUCAGCUGAUGCCCCGCCCCACGACAUCAGAUCUGGGAGACCUCAAUGCUGGGGUAGAUGUGUAUGUGUGUGUCUCUCCCCAGAUCUCCCCCAGUCCUCAAUUCCUGUUCCCACCCAAAGCUAGGAAACAAGAUGGAGAAAUAGUGUAAAUGUGGGCUUCUGCCCUCUGCGAGGAAGGAUGUUCCAAUGGGUUUGCUGGCUAUUUUGGUGGCUGUAACUGUGUGUGUGUGUGUGUGUGUGUGUGUGUGUGUGUUGUGACUCUACGGUACAUCCCAUCCUGUCCCCAGGCCCUCUGUUCCCUCCAUAGUAACAAACACUCCAGGGGACCCUGCCGGGGUGGGGGACACCAAGGACAAAGACUGCUGUCACUCCAAAGGACCUUUUUGAGCAAUAAAGUUGUGAAGCGUAUCUCAUCAGAUGUUUUUAAGACUAAAAGCACGAGCCACACAGAAAAAACAAACACGAAAAAUCGGGCUUCGUUGACAUAAAAUAGCUGUUCAUCAAAAAACCCCACUGGAGAAACCACGAUGAGCUGCCACUGCACACCUGUUGGAAAGGCAGAAAGCAAGUGCCGAGUGUGGCUGAGGAAGUAGAGCGACUGAAUAGAGCCCCACACUCUGCGGGCGGGAAUGCACAACAGUCCAGACACUUGGGAAAAGUUGCUGGGCAGUUUCUUACCAAGUCAACAUAAUACACUUACUAACAGCUCAGGAGUCCCACUUACCAAAGAGAAGAAAAAACUUCGGUCCACCCAAAGCCCAGUACACAAAUGUCUAUGGCUGCUCUCCCCAUAAUUGCCAAAAUUUGGAAAUGCAUCAAUUGAUAGAGGAGUACAAAUAUUAUGAUGGAUGGCCACUCAGCAAAAAA